AUUAGCUUUGACAGCCGAUUAUAGGGAUCAGUUCGUAUAUACAACUUUAGCAAAGUGUUUAUUGAAUAAAUGUAAUAGUAUAUUGGAUUCAUAUAAAAUGUACCGAAUACUCGAUAGAACUAUUAAAACUCAUGGUAUUCAAAGGAUUCGAUUUACUAAAGCAAAUUCUUUGGUAACAUUUAUAAAACCAGAAUUGGAGGAGAUAAAAGCAGCUGGUACUUGGAAAAGUGAAAGAAUAAUUACAUCACCUCAAAGAACAAGAAUUGUAUUAGCGAGCGGACAAAAAGUGUUAAAUUUUUGUGCAAACAAUUACCUAGGUUUAGCGGAUAACAAAGAAAUCAUUACCGCAGCUAAGGUCGCUUUAGAUAAAUAUGGAGCUGGUUUGAGUUCUGUUAGAUUCAUAUGUGGAACGCAAGACUUGCAUAUCGAAUUAGAAAAGAAAAUAGCAGCUUUUCAUUGUAGAGAAGCAGCAAUUCUUUAUGCAUCUUGUUUUGAUGCAAACGCUGGUCUCUUUGAAGCUCUACUUACACCAGACGAUGCAGUGUUCAGCGAUGAGCUUAAUCAUGCCUCGAUCAUUGAUGGUAUUCGAUUAUGCAAGGCUAAAAAAUACAGAUAUAAACAUAGAGAUAUGGCUGACUUAGAAAGACAACUUAAGGAAAGCUCCACGUCGCGUUUACGAAUUAUCGCGACUGACGGAGUCUUUUCGAUGGAUGGUACUAUUGCUCCAUUGCCAGAUAUAAUCGAUCUUGCAAAGAAGUAUAAUGCUUUUACAUUUGUAGAUGAUUGUCAUGCAACCGGAUUUUUUGGAAAAACUGGUAGAGGGACUGAAGAAUAUUUCAAUCAUUUAGGUAGUAUAGACAUUAUUAAUUCUACUUUAGGAAAAGCCUUAGGUGGAGCAGCAGGUGGAUACACAGUCAGUAAGCAAGAACUGAUUGAUUUGUUAAGACAACGCAGUAGACCAUAUUUGUUUUCAAACUCUUUGCCACCACCUGUUGUAGCAACAGCUAAUAAAGUGAUGGAUCUAAUAUCAUCUGAUACAACAUUUUUGAAAAAUGUAGUGAGCAAUACAGAACAUUUUAGAAAAUCAAUGACUGCUGCUGGAUUUACAAUCAAUGGUAAUAGUCACCCCAUUUGUCCAGUUAUGCUGGGAAAUGCGAAAUUAGCUUCAACUUUUGCUGAUGAAAUGAUUGGAAAAGGAAUUUAUGUAAUUGGCUUCAGUUAUCCUGUUGUACCAAAAGACAAAGCAAGAAUAAGAGUUCAAAUAAGUGCAGCACACACUAAAGAAGAUAUAGACAAAGCUAUAUAUGCAUUUAUACAUAUUGGAAAAAAAUUAUCUGUUAUAUAAUAAUAUAUUAAUUACCUUUUUCCAGCAUAAAAAAACUAAUAUUAAUCAAAUAUUCUUAAUUAUAUGAAAAUAAAAUCAGACUCAAUUAUGAUUUUGUGCAUUAAACAUAUUUAACAUACCAACAUUGUUAUUAUAAAGAUAUAAAUUAAACUGACAAAAAUAAAAAACGAUUAUUAAUCAUAACAAUAUGAUAUGAUAAAUGUGAAUAUGUUUUAUGCAAUUAAAAUUUUUUAUAUAAAGAUUUGUUAGCGCGUUUUUGAAUAUUUGCGUGAAGUAUUUUGAGCAGAUAGUCGACGAUAUUAUAUAACUAUUCGAACUAUUUGUCUCUUAAAAAUAAUAUAUUUAUAAUUAAUAGAUUAUUUUGUAUAAAAUGUAUACAUUCAAUAUAGGAGAUCACGCAAAUAAUAGAAAAUGCAUAAAAAUUUUUAUCUAUCAGUAAUCUACUACGUUUUUAUGUAGAUUUAGAAAAAGCAAUAGAGAA
This is a messenger RNA of Polistes canadensis, 1826 nucleotides long. RefSeq names its product 2-amino-3-ketobutyrate coenzyme A ligase, mitochondrial (gene Gcat). Lineage: Eukaryota; Metazoa; Arthropoda; Insecta; Hymenoptera; Vespidae. The transcript has 8 exons. Gene Ontology annotation, molecular function: glycine C-acetyltransferase activity; pyridoxal phosphate binding. The record is from RefSeq and is a predicted model, not a curated record. The coding region runs from base 98 to 1345 and encodes 415 amino acids. Gene Ontology annotation, biological process: biosynthetic process; L-threonine catabolic process.